AUGCAUGACCACCUGCACAACCACCCCGUUCCCGGGGAGUCCCUCUUCGUUCAAUCAGAUGAGGAGCUGCCCCCACCUCGGGACCCAAACGCAGGUGCAGGUCUGAAACCAAACACAGAUUCUACCCAGCCACCAAUCACCGCUAUCACACUUCCUACCCACCCUGCUACUCGGAAUAGUCCUAAACGGUGGAAUACUUCUCAUUUACUGGUAGAGUAUAAGAGGCAGUCAUACCCCAAUCUAAUAGCAAACGCCCACAUUCUGCCACCAAACCCCACCGAACCUCAUCAGGGCAUCUCUUUUGGACGCCAAACGGUGAUGACGCCCAAAAUAUACACGAAAACUGUGCGAAGCGUCCAAGGCCUAGCUCAGGGGCAGGGGCUCAAAGGGCACAGCGAUUCUGGAUCAAUGACACAGUCUAGGCGGACUGAGAAACUAGCCGCUGCUCUGCCAGAUCCUUCCUACCAUAAGUGUAAUUCGAGUUUCCAACCCAAUCCAAUGCCAGAGGAGGUCAAGGCACCCAUACCAAAACCAAAGGCACUAGGCAAUCCUCUUAAAUCGAGCCGCUCACAAAGGAGUAACAACUUGAGGGCAUAUCGACAACCCAAUUCGAAUGUUGCGUCUCUCGGCACCAAGAAACCUCUUGUUGGCCAAUUUCCAUAUCUCUUGCUGGCCCGCAAACCAGCUCUAUUCCGUGCCGCUCCCACUAAGACUUGUCCACUGAGGAAUACAAAUAUCUCUCCCAACAGAAUCAGCUCGCAGGGCAAAGAAAUCUCCAGAGGGUUGUCUCGGACUAUCACAAACGUUGCAAAGGACAGCACUACGAACACUUCCCAGAACUUGAAUGAUAUGCAGGCAAACAGAAAAGCCAGUGCAGUCUCAAACAAGACUUCGAAGACGCGUACAAGCGAAUCCAAUAAAAAUACCCAAUCCUCAAGGAAGCCAAAGACGACCAGUAUCCUAGGGAUCCGCGCAAAUGUAGCUACGGAGGUGAUUAAGUCAAAAGGGAAAACUAGACUACACUCAUCUCUAGGCAGCUUGGAGGCAACCGAGACUCCUAAACAGAGUCUUGGAGCCGGAUCGACGGUUGUCUCAAACAGACCUUCAAAAGCCUCCACCUUCUUACAGGUAGUCCAACACGACAAUCCAAUUUUAACGCUCAGGUCACCCAAGGAUGAGACCGUAGACAGGAUUGGGCUUAAGAAAUUUUCACUGGAAUUAAAAGGUGAUAAGGAGAGCUCUAACUCAGAAGCAUUGGGGAGAUCAGAACAGGAGAAACCAUUCACACCAAUAGCCAGGUGCACACCUGUGAACCCGUACAUAACGACCCAUAACACCACUUUAGGAAUUACCACCGCACCCAAAUCGACGACGACGUUCAAUCCUGAGUCAGCCAUGCUUUCUUCAACUUCUCCUGUCCCAGUACAACCGCCUCUAAUAUCGUCAAAACGACAGACAGAAUCCACCUCAGAAGUGAAAGGCCAUUCAACGGCUCCUCCAAAAAUGCUCGGAAAUACUAAUCUAGAGGACCAACCAGGCUCCGAACAGCAAUCAACGACACUACGCGAAUCUUCUAGAAUUCUCACAACAUCGUCAGAACUUGUGCAGGGAGACAAUGACUCCUGCAGUGACAAAAAACGUCCUCGUUUACCUAGCCCAGAUAUUGCCUUGAAACGUGUCAGGCGUGAAUCCGACAAACCAACUCGAGCUACCCCUUCAGCCAAUUCCGGAAUGACGGGAUGCAAUAUGAAUGUCUUCUGGAAACUCCACUCCCACAUGAAAGCGAAGUAUGUUGAGAAAGCUAAAGCCCUACGCGUUAGGGAUGCGAAGAAAUUCUUUGUUGUCCGGCUAUACAAGCUCAUUCAAAUAGGUGACGACGAAGACCAAGAUGAUAUCGAAAACAGCGGAAAGCGAAUCCGGGAGUUCAUCAAAGACCGGCACUACCUGAGUCUAGGCAAUGCCAAUCGCGCUGCUCGCGACCUUCAAGUCGAGUUUAGCCACCAGGAAAACCCAAAAUCCGAGACCGAGAAAGUGUGGCAGAACGCGGACUUGAAAAAAUUAGAUGAAGAGGUGAGGGCUUUGGAUCCGGUGGAUGGAAAGGAGGGGGAAUGUUGGACGAACCAGUUCAAUGGACUGAAUGGAGACAAGUUUGGGGUUGAGGUUGAUGAGGCCUUGCUUUUUAUAUCAUGAAAAGUGUCGUGGUGGUGUGGUGUUGUGGCGUUGCCUGGAGUUGGAAGUGUUUGUGUCUCGGCGCCUUGCAAGGCGAAGCUAGAUUGGUAUUUGGAUUGAUACUCAUGAACUGUUGUGAAU
Messenger RNA from Lindgomyces ingoldianus, 2310 nucleotides. RefSeq lists its product as uncharacterized. Bases 1 to 2190 code for a protein of 729 amino acids. The record is from RefSeq and is a predicted model, not a curated record. Lineage: Eukaryota; Fungi; Ascomycota; Dothideomycetes; Pleosporales; Lindgomycetaceae. The transcript has 2 exons.